AGCAGACGUACGCUGAAGAGUUGGGGAUGGAGUUUGGGGUAGAGUACGGGAAGGAAAUUCCUCUUCCUGUAGGGUUGAAGCUUUCAGAGUUUGACCAGGAUGAGGAAGUGGUAUCAUGGCCUUUUCGUGAGCUGAUAGGAUCAUUGAUGUGGCUGGCAACGCAAACGAGGCCAGAUAUCGCGAAUGCAGUAAGAGCGGUGGCACGGUACUGUGCCUCUCCAAAAGAGAUUCAUUGGAGAGCAGGGCUUGGGAUUUUGGGGUAUGUGGUAAGGACUAGUGACUUGGGUAUUACAUUCAGGAGGGGUAGUGUAGCAGGAUUAAGCAUGGAGGUGUUCGCAGACGCAGACUAUGCAAGUAAGGCUGCCGAUAGGAGGUCUGUGUCAGGGGGAUUGGUAAUGUGUGGGGGGGGAUGUAUGUCUUGGUUUUCAAGGACCCAGAAGUGCGUCACGUUGAGCACGACAGAGGCGGAGUAUGUAUCUCUCGCGGAUGUGAUGAAGGAAGUGUUGUUUCUGAGGCAGGUGCGGCGUUUCGUGUUACCAGAAGCAGGCAUGCCGUGUAUUCCGGUGUUAGAGGAUAACCAGGGGGCUAUUCAGUUGGCGCAAAACCCGAUAAGCAACAGUACCUCGAAGCACAUCGACGUAAGGCACCACUUUAUCAGGGAACUGGUACGCAGGAAGGAGAUAUCGAUUUUUCACGUGGAAUCGGCGUAUCAACAUGCUGACUUUCUCACGAAAGCACUUAACGCAGGAGAUUUUGAGUGUCAUCGUAACUACGUGAUGAGUAUGGAUUAUUAUAUUGGUGUUUGGAUUUAUUUUGUGUGUGAUCAAACAACUGGGGUGGCAACAUUUUACAUUUUUGCCUAUGGUAUUUCUCAAUGGAUGAUGUUCUAGGGUGGGGGACAACUAGUUCACUGAAGUUCGAAGAAGUAUAACUGGUAUGAUCGGGGAUGGUUAUUGAUGUCUAGCCAGUGAGGCUAUUGUUCUGGAGUUGAAUUGAGUUUCUGAUUUUAUAUUUAUUUUCUUGUGUUUUGGAGUUAUUCAGGAUCGAAAAAGACAUGGCAUGGUCACAAGCAGGGGGGGUGAUAGAUAUACUUGUAGCAAUGCCAAGUGGUUGUAGGAUUGUGUGGUACGUGGAAUGUAUUUCCAGGGUGUGCAAGGUACCCCUGUUGUUUACUGCGUCGCCCCCUCAUGGUGGUGUGUGCACGCGUGCGUUCAGUUCAUGUAAGUUCAUGUGAGUCCAUGUGAGUUCAUGUGAAGGAGAAGUUUAUGCAUCAAACCCUACACGUCUUUCCUCCUUGGCGCGAGUUCGCCGAGUUGUCGACACCCUAUUCAACACACGUCUUACGACAAGCUACCCCCAGUUCGGAUCAUCCUAUCAUCUCCGGCU
Messenger RNA from Ectocarpus sp. CCAP 1310/34, 1386 nucleotides. The record is from the annotation of a GenBank genome assembly. Lineage: Eukaryota; Phaeophyceae; Ectocarpales; Ectocarpaceae.